AUGGCCGGCCCGGCGUCCGGCCGGGCCCCCCGGGCUCUCGCUUCCAGGAGGAGCCUGCUACUGCUCCCGUGUGCCCGGGGCCCCCGCGGGCAGCUCCGGACCGGGGCGGGACACUUCCCGCGCCGGGCAGCGUCGGGGCCGAGGCCGGGAGAAGGAGAAAAGCGCCGGCAGGUGGCGCCAGGCCAGGAGCUGGGCUUUUGGCAGGAGAGGUUGGCAGACCAGCUGUUGCCCCUCUGGAGACUGAGCUACGAGGAACAACUGAAGGUCAAGUUUGAGGUUCUCAAGAAGACCCUGGAACAGCUCCAGAGGCGGCUCCACAAGGCAGGCGUGGGGGCAGGGGAGCCCCAAGGGCCCGGCGCCCUCCUGCAGCCUUUUGUGCCCUCCCCUGUCAUCAAUGGGUACAGGAACAAGUCGGUCUUCUCUGUAAACAGAGGCCCAGAUGGCCACCCCCAGACUGUGGGCUGCUUCCUGAGAUCCCCUGGAGGGAAGGAGCUUUUCUGUGUGCCCGCCGACCAGCUGAGGGCUCUUCCUCCCAGCCACCUCCAGGUUGCCCAGUGCUAUGAGGCAUUUCUCCGGCAGACCCCUCCAGACCCCAGCCUCGGCCCUCCCCAGCUCGGGCCCUGGCGGCGGCUCCGUGUACGGACAGGGCUCCCGGGGCACAGGAUGGCCAUCAUCACUUUUCAUGCUCAGGGGCUGAGUCAGGAGGCUGUCUGUGCCCACAAGGAGCGAGCCCAGGAGUUCUUCAUGGCGGGGCCAGGAGCGGCAUGUGGCCUGACCUCAUUGUACCUGAAGGAGAGGGCCGCCCCCAGACCUGGGUUCCCGGGCUUCCAGCGCUAUGAGCUCCUGGCCGGGGAGCCUCACGUGCUGGAGGACGUCCUGGGCCUGAGGCUGCGCGUCUCUCCUGGAGCCUUCCUGCCCCUGAACACGGGGGCUACCGAGGCUGUGUGCCGGCUCGUGGCAGAACUGAGCGGAGCCGAUCGGAACACCACCGUCCUGGACCUCAGCCACGGCACAGGUGUCACGGGCCUCUCCCUGGCACAGCGGGUGGCCCGGGUCUUGAGUGUGCGGCUGGCUGGGCAGGCUGUGGAGGAUGCCAGGUGGAGCUCAGCCUUCAAUGGGAUCACCAACUGGGAAUGUCAGCGGUGGGAUGUGGACAAGGCCAUGGCUCAGCUCUGGAAGGCCGAAGGGGAUGGCCGGGCCCUAGUGGUGCUGCUGGACCCAGCGGGCGCCGCCCUGUCUGCCAGGGUCAUCCAGGCCGUCCGAGGCUGCCCGGUCAUCCGGACGCUGGUGUUUGUCUCCUGCCGGCCCCACAAGGAGGACAUGGAUGCCUUUGUGCAGCUGUGUUGUCCGGGGCCUCUCGGCCAGGACCCCCAGGGUGAGCCUUUCCUGCUGAGCCGAGCCGUGCCGGUGGAUGCCUUCCCGCACAUGCUGUCUUCUCAGCUGGUUCUGGCCUUCACCCGCUGACCAAGCAGCCAGCCUCAGCCCUGUCCCCUCUCAAUAAAGGCUUGUGAUGGGAUCUGCCAGGUCUUCCCAAUGUGUCCAGGGCCGCUUGCACACAGACAGCGGCUCCCAGAGGGCAGGGGGAGGCUGGGACUAUCCCUUCCACUUUGACCUUGGAGCAACACUGGGCGUGGGUGUGGGUGGUCCAGUAACCAGACCUGGUUCUGGUCCCUUCCUGAGCCCCAGCCUGUGGCCUGGGUCACCCGUUCACCUCUGAUGAGCACCCGAAGGUCUACCUCUGGUCACCCCCUGAGCCCUGCCCAGCACCCUGUGGUCAGAGCAGCCCCCCUGGCUGGCCAGCUGCCCCUCCCCCCAACCCUAGGGCACCAGGGUCAUUGGUAAGGCCCAGGCCUGCCCAGGCUGGGAAGUGAGGGAGAGGGCGUACCCCGGGGAGGGAGCACCUCUGGGGAAUUAUUAGCCCCUCCCCCUGGGCUGAGCUGCGAGCCCACUCUGGUUCCAAAACAAUGAUAGGGCCUCCCCGGGAAAGAUGGCGGCGUCUGCGGCGGUGGCGUUUGUGACCUUCGGCCGCCUUCUGGGCCGCAGCCAGGGCUUCCCUGUGGCCGCCAGAUGUUUUGGUGUGCAGGUGUCGCCCACGGGGGAGAAAAUUACCCACACAGGCCAGGUUUAUGAUGAAGAUGAUUACAGGAGGAUUCGCUUUGUUGGUCGCCAGAAAGAGGUAAAUGAAAACUUUGCA
Molecule: messenger RNA, 2194 nt
Organism: Gracilinanus agilis (Agile Gracile Mouse Opossum)
Lineage: Eukaryota; Metazoa; Chordata; Mammalia; Didelphimorphia; Didelphidae
Product: tRNA (uracil(54)-C(5))-methyltransferase homolog
Exons: 12
Coding region: 1-1464 (487 amino acids)
Biological process (GO): RNA processing
Molecular function (GO): RNA methyltransferase activity
Source: RefSeq, a predicted model, not a curated record